Molecule: messenger RNA, 1212 nt
Organism: Argentina anserina (silverweed cinquefoil)
Lineage: Eukaryota; Viridiplantae; Streptophyta; Magnoliopsida; Rosales; Rosaceae
Product: deoxypodophyllotoxin synthase-like
Exons: 3
Coding region: 69-1022 (317 amino acids)
Molecular function (GO): 2-oxoglutarate-dependent dioxygenase activity
Source: RefSeq, a predicted model, not a curated record
UCCAGUUCAUACCAUUACAGUCUCUCUAGCAGCAAAUAUAUAUCCUACCUAGGUCGAUCGGAAUAAGAAUGGGAUCCAUGACACUUCCCAAAGAGCUUCCCACCAUCAAUUUCUCCCUUCAAGACUUGAAGCCCGGGUCAAGUUCCUGGGUUUCCACCAGCAAACAAGUUCGCUAUACACUCGAAGAAUACGGUUGCUUUGUGGCAUUGUACCAACAAGUUUCCCCGCAGCUCAUGGACAACAUCUUUGGUCAGUCCAGGGAUUUGUUCCAGGUUCCCCUAGAAAACAAGGUCAAGAACACAAGUGAGGAGCCUUACCGUGGCUAUAUCGGACCGAACCCGCUCAUGCCUCUCUACGAAGGCCUGGCCAUCGACAACGUCACAUCCCCACAAGCGACUCAGAAGUUCAGAGAUCUCAUGUGGCCUAAUGGAAAGACCAAAUUCUGUGAAAUCACGGAUGUGUUUGCCAAGUUGCUUGGGGACUUGGAAAACACGGUGGAAAAGAUGUUGUUCGAAAGCUACGGGAUACCUCAAGAGCAAUAUGAAUCGUUGGCGAGUUCAAACAGUCAUCUUCUUCGUUUUCUCAAGUACAAUACGCCAGAAGAGAGCAGCAACACAGCCAUAAGAUUUGCAAGCCACACAGACAAGAAUUUCACCACCAUUGUUGUUCAGCAUGAUGUCGGUGGACUUGAGGUUCAGACUAAAGAUGGUGAUUGGAUUAGUGUCGAGUCGGCACCUUCUCAGUUUCUCUUUAUGGCCGGUGAUGGACUUCAGGUCUGGAGCAAUGACAGAGUGAAAGCUUGCCACCAUCGAGUGAAGCACUGCGGUGACAAGACUCGAUACUCGCUGGGAAUGUUUACCUUUAAUAAUGGAGUAUUCGAAGUACCCAAGGAGCUAGUUGACGAGAGGCACCCUCUCCUCUACAAUCAGUUCGACAGCCGUGGCUUCAUAAGAUUUUACACCACUGAGGAGGCCAAGAAGGUAGAGUCGCCCGUCAAAGCCUACUGCGGUGUUCAAAACUAGCCUAUUCGAUCUGCACCGGAGUAUCUACAUAUCUAGAGAAUAAAUAUUAUACGUACAUCUUCCGUUUAAAAUGGUUUAGCUAGCUAGUUAGGAUCGGAAUCAGGAUCCGUGCAUGCUUUCUUUGUGAUCCCAUAUGUAUUUGUUUUGAAGUUUCAAUAAUUAAUUAUAAUUUCGCUAUAACUUCUCUAUA